This is a messenger RNA of Microstroma glucosiphilum, 1188 nucleotides long. RefSeq lists its product as hypothetical. The record is from RefSeq and is a predicted model, not a curated record. The transcript has 3 exons. NCBI's taxonomy places the organism in Eukaryota, Fungi, Basidiomycota, Exobasidiomycetes, Microstromatales, Microstromataceae. Bases 1 to 1188 code for a protein of 395 amino acids.
AUGCCUCAAAGACGUAUGGUCGUACUACUGGCCUUCAGUCCCGAGCGGGCCCAAGCCGCAGAACGGACGUUACUUGAGGGCAGAUUGCGCUACAGCGGAAGGCAGGAAGGUGAGGCGGCACCCGUGGCCAAGUGCAGGGAAGCGUACGAGCGUUUGCCUGAAUUCGAGAAGGUACGCGGCCCCAAACUUGCGUCCAAAAGCAAGCAGGACUUCAAUCCCUAUCUCAACUAUGGUUUGGAGCACUACGACGAUGCCCUGCGGGAGUCGAAAGAGCUGAUGAUGAAGUAUGUGGAAGCGCUGUCGAAGCGGCGUGACCUGACUGCCACGGUCAUAGUGCUCAGCCUGCAGACGUUGCAGGACAAGCUGGCGCAAAUCUUUCCUCCGCUCCAGCUCAGCAAGUUACAGUGGCCAGAAUGCGGAACAAUGGAUGCCACCUCUUUUGACAUCAGUGACACCUGGCGGCAACCUUUCAGCGUGGAGCCCGCCUUUUUGGCUGCCCUGUGCAGGCUUGACACGACUUUACAGCGUCUCGCGCACGAGCUUGAGACUGAUGGCGGCUUUUUCAAGACGCCGUGGCCCGCAAUGGUGACUGUGGGCAGGGUAGAAGCGCUGAUGGUGAUCAACAUCUCGCAACUUCAAUACGUGGCGGCGAGCGUACUGCGCCUCGAGGUGGGAGAUUGUGGUGAGCGGCCACUGGGAAGUGAGGAGGUUGCAGCUGCUGCUGCUGCAAGGAAAGCAAGCUUGCGGGCGGCCAAGGCCAAGAGGCAGCGUACGGAGGUCAGAGGAGCAGACAGCGAGGUAUCCGAAGAUUCUCGCGCCGGAAGCUCAAGAGACAGAGAGGAUCAGGAGAGCAGCCGCGGUCAUCACCUCCAGGCGUACGACCCCUUCGAAGCCUGGGAGCAUGGCGGAACUGGGGCGACCUCCGAGUUCAAUUCGGCGGGUGAUCCCUCUAUCGAAGCGCUACGAGGGAUGGAAGCAUUCCGAAACAGCAGCCAGCCAUCGCUGGGCCUGGAUCUGAGUGAGCAGACUCUCGACGACGAUGAGGACGGGAACGAUAGAAACGCAGCUGUGGCUGGCGAUAAGGGAGUAGAGGAGGAGAUGAGUGUGACGAGGACGGCGCAGUUGUAUAAGCAUGCAUGCGUGAUGCAUAUGAGAGCCUCAGGGGCGCAGGUUGGGCCGGUGCCCUAG